Syngnathoides biaculeatus (alligator pipefish) is the source of this 6380-nucleotide messenger RNA. RefSeq names its product phosphodiesterase 4B, cAMP-specific a (gene pde4ba). The coding region runs from base 715 to 2970 and encodes 751 amino acids. Gene Ontology annotation, molecular function: transmembrane transporter binding; 3',5'-cyclic-AMP phosphodiesterase activity. Gene Ontology annotation, cellular component: cytosol; nucleus; perinuclear region of cytoplasm. The record is from RefSeq and is a predicted model, not a curated record. Gene Ontology annotation, biological process: signal transduction. Lineage: Eukaryota; Metazoa; Chordata; Actinopteri; Syngnathiformes; Syngnathidae. The transcript has 14 exons.
CCCAUGCGAAAGUGACGAGCGAUCUGACUCGGGGCUCUACGUAGUUUGAGUCACUGUGUGCCACACCGGGAGUGCCUAUGGUGACGUCGGGGCGGUUUUCCCACUGAGGAGGUCAGUCAAGCAGAAGUUGAUGGAGAGAGCAGAGCAAGAGAGAAGGAGGCAAUUUUAAGCCCCUCUGAAUCUUUCAUAGGACAGCUCUCCGGCAUCAAACUGCGUGCACGGACUGGGAUCAGGAGUCGGUCCUGGGAUGUGCUCUUAGCGGGAGCCGAAAGUGACACAGAAACCCAGCCAGAAACAAUUUAGCAGUCACCCGGAGCUGGAGGGUGAGAACCACUGAUUUCUGUCCUUCAAGGAGUUUGAUGCAGGAUCACUGCUUUUGUGUCAGCUCCUCUUGAGAGCCUCAGAUGAAAGGACGACCAGCAGAAAUGCACAGCGCAGCAAAGAAAGGGAGUGGGCAUGACUGCUGGCUGGCUAAUCCCUAACCCCCUUAAUAACACCACGGAGGCAAAGCAACCACAAACAACACAAAAGGUAUGCAUGUUGGCCUUUUCUGGUGUGGACGUAUCCGACCGACUUGGGCUUGUUCCUUUCUCUGCGACAUCGCCCCAUCUGAUCAAAAGGAAGCCUAAACCUGCUUUCUAUGAGCAGCUGAUGUGACGGACUUUGGACAGAUACUGGUUGAAUUUCAAAGAGUCUGUCACCCGGCCCACGAAGAUGUCCUCAAACGAGCUGAGUGUUGAGAUGGACUCCUGCAUUCGGACAUUCAAGGAGCAUAUGCAUCUCGAACUGGAGCCCCCCAAGGUCCCGGGUGUAGUGGGAGGGAAACGGGCCGCCACAUCCCCUAAACUUUCCCCGCGGAGCUCCCCGCGGCUCUUCCGCAAGUUGAUGGUCAACAAGAGCAUCAGACAGAGGCGACGCUUCACUGUAGCGCACACCUGUUUUGAUGUGGAGAAUGGCCCGUCCGCCAGCUGCAGUCCCCUGGAUCCUCAGGCCUCCCCCGGCUCUGGACUGGUCCUCCAUACCAACUUCCCGGGUCACAGCCAGCGCAGGGAGUCCUUUUUGUAUCGCUCUGACAGCGACUAUGAUCUGUCACCCAAGUCGAUGUCCCGGAACUCCUCCAUUGCCUCUGAGCUACAUGGCGAUGACCUGAUCGUGACGCCUUUUGCUCAGGUCCUGGCAAGCCUUCGAAGUGUGAGGAAUAACUUCACAGUAUUGACCAAUGUCCAGUGUGCCUCCAGCAAGAGGUCUCCUGCAGCCGGAAAUCAGCCUGCAGUCACCAAAGUGUGCCUCCCAGAUGAGGCCUACCAGAAGCUGGCCAUGGAGACCACGGAGGAGUUGGACUGGUGUCUGGACCAGCUGGAGACUAUCCAGACCUAUCGCUCUGUCAGCGACAUGGCCUCCACCAAGUUUAAGAGAAUGUUGAAUCGGGAGUUGACACACCUGUCUGAGAUGAGUCGGUCUGGGAAUCAGGUGUCCGAAUUCAUCUCCAACACCUUUCUAGACAAACAGAAUGAGGUGGAGAUACCGUCACCUACACCUAAGACGCGGGAGAAGAAGAAGCAGCAAAAGCAGCAGCUGAUGACGCAGAUCAGCGGCGUCAAAAAGAUUUCUCAUGGAUCUUCGCUUUCCAGCAGCAGCAUCACACGUUUCGGCGUCAAAACAGACAAGGAGGAGCUGCUGUCCAAGGAGCUGGAAGACCUCAACAAGUGGGGGCUGAAUAUCUUCACAGUUUCUGAGUACUCAAACAGCCGACCUCUCACCUGCAUCAUGUACGCCAUCUUUCAGGAGCGAGACCUAUUAAAAACAUUUAAGAUCCCAGUGGACACGUUUGUGGCCUACAUGAUGACACUGGAAGAUCACUACCACUCCGAUGUGGCCUACCAUAACAGCCUGCAUGCAGCUGACGUAGCCCAGUCCACGCACAUCCUUCUCUCUACUCCGGCCCUCGACGCUGUCUUCACAGAUCUUGAGAUCCUCGCUGCCAUCUUUGCCGCUGCCAUCCAUGAUGUUGACCAUCCUGGAGUAUCAAACCAAUUCCUCAUCAAUACAAACUCUGAGCUGGCGUUAAUGUACAACGACGAGUCUGUGCUGGAGAAUCAUCACUUGGCUGUGGGAUUCAAACUCCUGCAGGAAGACGGCUGUGACAUCUUUCAGAACCUCACGAAAAAGCAGCGACAGUCCCUUCGCAAGAUGGUCAUUGAUAUGGUUUUAGCCACUGACAUGUCCAAACACAUGAGUCUGUUGGCCGAUCUGAAGACCAUGGUGGAAACCAAGAAGGUGACGAGUUCUGGAGUCCUGCUGCUGGACAAUUACACAGACAGAAUACAGGUGUUGCGAAACAUGGUGCACUGCGCUGACCUGAGUAACCCCACAAAGUCCCUCGAACUGUACCGCCAGUGGACUGAUCGGAUAAUGGAGGAAUUCUUCCACCAGGGGGACCGGGAGCGAGAACGAGGGAUGGAGAUCAGUCCCAUGUGCGAUAAACAUACAGCUUCGGUGGAAAAGAGCCAGGUGGGUUUCAUCGACUACAUCGUCCACCCUCUGUGGGAAACUUGGGCCGAUCUGGUCCAUCCUGAUGCGCAGGAUAUUCUGGACACACUGGAGGACAACAGGAACUGGUACCAGAGCAUGAUCCCCCAGAGCCCCUCCCCGCCCUUCUAUGACCAGGGGACUCAUGGACAUGGGGGAGGCACAGGGGGGCAGGGAGGUGGCGAGAAGUUUCAGUUUGAGCUGACCCUGGAGGAGGAGGACUUGGAUGGAAUCGAGAAAGAUGAAGAAGUGGAGGAGGAGGAAGAAGAAGAAGAAGAAGAAGAAGAAGAAGAUGAGGAGGCAAUUGAUGAGGAGGAGGACGGCCGAGGGGAUUCUGGUUCUCCUCCUGUGGACUACCAGGAGCAGGACGAGGGUGACGUGCCGGAGCCCACGUCGACAAUAGAGAUCGUGACGCACGAGGCGUCACCCACAGACACAUAGGGAGGGGCUUCCAUCAGCAGGCUCAAGUGCUGAUUUGAAAGCGUUUUGGAAAAAAGAGGGGAGAUCCUCGAGCAGCUGUGCUUUUUAAGAAGCCCGCAGAAGCAAAGGCUUAGUUUUGGCCCGCACGGGGGUGGGGGGCCGUCUUGCACUUGGGUGUUUGAAGCCGGACACGGACAGACAGUUUCGGAGAAGCGGCUUCGGAGUUCUCAGGAAAUAAUUACCGCAAACAUUUGAGUCUUGAUGGUCACGCAAGAAGGACGGUGGAAAUUGAAGGAUGUAGGCCAGUUUGGGAAAAUCUUUCUUUUUCUGGGCUGGCAGUAAAUGAACCUUGACACUACUGAGAGAAAUUUUGUAACUUAAGACUUUUUUUUUUUUUUUACAGAUAUAGAUGAUAUAGAAGUAGCAUAGAAUAAGAUCUACUGAUGGAGACACGUUUGUAUAGCGAGAGAAAGUGUUUACUUUUUCCUGUACCAUUUGUCAAAGAACUUUUGUGUGCCUUUUUUACUAAUGUCUUUAUAUAGUUUUUUUUUUUUUAUUAUUUAUUGAACACUCUAGUACAGUAUGUCUGUGAAAUGUUUUUCUUAUCAGAGAGAGUAAAAUCAUUUUUGUAUGUUAAAAAGAGAACAGUCUUCCAUGUAUCGGGCAAUAGAGAAAUAUAAUGUCGACAAACAACCCAUAGAUAAAAUCGUUUUAGUAGGGAAACCUAAAUGCGCACAUUUUGUCAGAAUUAUUUCGUAGUCCGAGCACAACGUUGUUUAGUGGAAUUUAAACACAGCGACGUUUGUGGUUUGUGUUUUAUGAUGGCAUUGUUCCAUUCACAUUGUACGUGUUAAACCCAUAAACAUAUUUUAAUACAUCUACAUACUUCUCAACAAAAUAUCUGUUGUCUUAAAAUAGUACGAAAACAUUGUGGGCUUCCUAACUUUUCAAACCAAAACUGAAAUUUCCAUGCAAAAUGCACAGUGGGGUCAUGUGUUCCUGCUGGAUGGAAAAGUGAUUUAUUUUUUGUUUUGACUCUUAAAGUCCUCUUUCCAUCUGAGACUGCCAUUCAAAUUUAAUUAUUUCAAACAUAAUAAACCUAUAAUACCACAAGAUUUAAAAAAAACUGCAAACAACUCAUAAUAAGUACCUCUGCCGAGGAGUUUAUAUUUUUGUUCAGCUCCAUGAAAGGAACCUACAGGGCCAAUUUCACCAGAGGGCGAAUCUCAUGGGUCAUGAGCUCAUGGGAAGAAUCCAUUGCAUAUUGCUGACAGACCAAUUUGACCUAACAAAACAAACGGUAUUUAAUUCACGUUUGUCUUUGUGGAGGUCUGCUCCCGAGAGUACGCCUCUUAAUUGUCAAAUCAAUGGUGGUGUCCGACAAGGACAAAAUGCACAUGAGCAGUGAUUCUAUUUUUAACUGGCGGGUAUGCUGCAGUCUUAAUAAUCCUGUUAGUUAGAACUCCUCCUGACCCCCGGGCCCAUCUGAUGCAAAGCCCUUCUGCCCCUAUGCAAUCAGGCCCUGCAGACCACAUGACCACAAGGUGCUCUUCCAGCUGCCAGUCUGAAAGGCGUGCUCAGAGCCUCAUCAGUGCCACUGUUCCCGUGCUUGACAAACCCCUCUCGGCUCUGCGGACACGACCCGAAACAAUCAGGCCGGCUAUUUUUUUUCUUUUUUUUUUUUUUUUCUGCAAUGAAGCCCUGCUUCCUCCCAAUGACGUCAGUGGGGGUUUAAAAAAAAAAAAAAAGUUCCUUUGCCGCAUCAGGUUUCCAGGGCAGUUUGGAUAGUACAAAUUGACACACAUAUAUUUGAUGGUGAUACUUUCGAGAAAUUAGGUGCUCUAUUUUAACAGCAGGCUGGAUCAUUUUCCAGACUUUUGAGAAUAAUGGUUGGAAAAGGGUUUGUCGACUUCACAUUUCCUUUGGUUGAUGAUCCCAGCUUCAUUGGAUGCAUAUUGGUUUACUGAUGAACUAAAAAGGUACUUUGUCAAAAAUCCCUCCAGGAUAGUUAACUGGCAAUCACGCGUGUGUUGUGUGCAUUUGCAGUAUGAGCGGUUUUGUAUACAGUAUGUCUGCGUGUAUGCGUGCGAUUAGAUAUUUUGACUUUGCCAUUGGCCUUAUACCUCUCCCCAUCACGCCUCACCUUUGUCUAUACUGUUUGUUGCUAGGAGCUCAAGUUGGUCUUUUUGCUGUUUAUAACAGUGUAUAUUCUAUAUGUUAAGCAUGUAAAUAAGAACUACUAGUUCGGUGUAAAAUCAAUUUUCUAACUUAUAUGCACUUGCAUUACCUGGAAGUGGUGGUGUCUAAUGUGUGAAAGGCUCUGGAUUCGAGUCUUGUUUUGUUUUAUAUAUUGUUGUAUAAUUAUAGUUACACACAACACAAUUAAACAUUGUGUAAAUAUCUGCACACGGUUUCGAGUGCCCAGCAGAGCGGGAGCUAAAGGAAUGUUGUCAUAUGAGAACCUUGUAACAUCAAAAUGACCAAGUUACCAAAGUUUUCCCUUAAUGUAAUGCUGCAUUCAAACCCUUUCAAAAUAUAUACAUGUUUUUUGAAUACCUGAAUUCAUUUUAAACCAAAAAUGAAACAUGACAAUAAUAUUGUUGCUUUAACGCUGUCAUUUCAGACACGUCCCUCUUUAUUGCUUUUAAAGAAUUGUACUUUUAUUUUUUCAGAACUCUUCGUUGAUUCAUAAUUUCAUGAUCACAAAAUUGAAUUGAAUUUAUACAAAGCGGGGCCAUUAAUUUUUAAAGUACAAGGUUGUCAGAUGACAGCAGUUUGGCGAGCCAAAUGCGACGUAGAGGACACGUUAAAUUGCAUCUGCUUGGAAAUAGGACACGUGCAUAGCUAAGCAGCACAGACACUUACUUGAUCAUUGCUUUGUAUCAAAAUAUACAAAUUGCUUAUUUUAUCUCAGCAGCUUGUUCAAACCGAAGCUUCUAAUUCACAUAUUUCAAUGGCAAGUGCUAAUUUCUAAGAUCCAUGUUUGAGGAACACCAAACUACAAUUGCACAUCAUGUAAAAGCAGAUGUCACUGCGACAGUAUCGGUGGCAUGCGACAACACGCACGGCACUCAAUUGAUCCGCGUUAUCCACAAAAUGGUCUCGUAAUUGUGCUACUGUGUAAACCGUUCCUGACCAAACCUAGCAGUUUUGAAAAACAAUUUUCUUCAGUAUUAACAUUGUUUAUCUAUGUUCAAGCUUUUUGGUCCUAGUUGUCCAAAUGGUUAGCCUGAUUUAGCACUAUCUGCAUGACAGGUGAUUUUUGUUAUUGUCAAUAAUACAUUUAGGUCCACCGGUUGUUGCAGGUGGCUUAAUAAAUGUUUCACACAAUGUAUGGCAUUAUAUUGUAUAUUGUGUUUUAAAAAUAAAUUGGACAUACUUUUUCUAAGAAGCGAUUAAAAGUAAAGCAUGACUGUAUUUCAUGUGCUUGU